CGCCCCCCCUUCCUCCCCGCAGGACGCCGCCCGGCCGCGGUGCGUAUUUAUGCUGGGCCCUGCGUAGCGCGGCUCGGCCGAGCGCGGGGCGGAAGCGCCCGGCAGCCCUCCGUACUUCCCGCCCGGGUGCAGGCGGCGACGAGAAUGAGCCAGAGAGACACCCUAGUCCAUCUCUUUGCCGGCGGUUGUGGAGGUACUGUUGGUGCAAUUCUGACAUGUCCACUGGAAGUUGUAAAAACACGAUUGCAGUCCUCCUCUGUGACUCUCUACAUCUCUGAAGUCCAUCUCAACACUGUGAAUGGUGCUAGCGUCAAUCGAGUAACUAGAGUUUCUCCUGGACCUCUCCAUUGUUUGAAGAUGAUCUUGCAGAAGGAAGGUCCUCGUUCUCUGUUUAGAGGGCUGGGUCCUAAUUUAGUAGGUGUUGCUCCUUCCAGAGCGAUAUAUUUUGCUGCUUACUCAAACUGCAAGGAAAAGUUGAACAGUAUUUUCAAUCCAGACUCUACCCAGGUACACAUGAUUUCAGCUGGUGUGGCAGGUUUUACUGCAAUCACAACAACUAAUCCCAUUUGGCUAGUAAAGACACGAUUACAGCUUGAUGCAAGGAAUCGUGGAGAAAAGCGAAUGAGCGCUUUUGAAUGUGUCCGAAAAGUUUAUCGAUCAGAUGGUUUUAAAGGCUUUUACAGAGGAAUGUCGGCAUCCUACGCAGGCAUAUCUGAGACUGUUAUUCAUUUUGUUAUUUAUGAGAGUAUCAAGAGGAAACUAUUGGAGUAUAAGACUGCUUCUGCCAUGGACAGUGAGGAUGAAGCGGCAAAAGAAGCUUCGGACUUUGUUGGAAUGAUGAUGGCUGCUGCCACGUCUAAAACUUGUGCCACAUCAAUAGCAUAUCCUCAUGAGGUUGUACGAACAAGACUAAGAGAAGAGGGAACAAAAUACAGAUCUUUCUUCCAGACACUAUCUUUGCUUGUGCGAGAAGAAGGUUAUGGAUCCCUCUACCGAGGUUUAACUACACAUCUGAUCAGACAGAUUCCAAACACGGCUAUCAUGAUGUCAACCUAUGAAGUGGUAGUCUACUUGCUGGAUGGAUAGCAGCGUGACAAGGCUUCCUAGAAGAAGGUAGAAGAUUGAAAGACUGGAGUGGACCACUGAAUGUCAGUGCCAGUGUGGUGGGCAAAAGGAAAGUUAUGAGGAACAUGCAGCUAUGGACAAAACAGAAGGUUGACUCUGGGCAACUAUGGAUAAUUUUGCUGCCUUACUGUGUGUGGUCUCUUGGCAAUGUGACAAAUGGGAACUGCCCCUUAGGGAAUGCCUUUACACAUCUCUUAAUUCAAAAUUGUUAGUUUUCAUCUGUUAAUCUAGACAAGGCCAUUCAGUCAUCUUCAGGACUUGAAGGAUGAGGGCGGGGGCAUAAAAUACAUUCUUGGGCAGCCUUAUUCAUUUCUCUUAGUGGUUGCUUUCAACUACAUCCUUUUUGUUGCUUUACUGCACAGUAGCCUGUUGGAAGAAUGGGGAAGACAGUACUUUCUAUACCUUUCCAUGCCUGAAACUUCCAUUCAGUUGCUCUGAAGAUUCCUAGAGGCUGAGGUAGUAGUCAGUGUGUAGAGUUUUCCAUGUUGCUACCUCAAGACAAAAUAUGGCGCAGGGACCCAGAACAGAGUUUUUUUUUCUUCACUAAACAGGUGAUACUUGUUUUUUUCUUUGAAGUUUGAGCAGUGUUGUAGGUUAGUGAGAAAGGAUCUGAUUGUUGAACUCUCCAGGUUAUCAUCUCUCAGUAUUGGUGUAUGUAGAUUUCUAGUGCUGCUGCAUCAUCCUUUUUCUCUUCUGGAACUUUUCCUUCCUUAGGCAAGAGAGACCUGUGAAACACUCUGCCAUAGCAUCUGUUUUCCUUGCCACCCUGUGUCAAGUCACUCACAGCUAAGCAAGAACUUGCUGAAUGCUACUUUGUAGCUUUUUAAAGGUUUCUUAAUGUGAUGAGAAAUCUCAACUAGUCCAGCCUGUCAUUUGUGAAGACAAGAUUCACUCAAAUAGUUUCAUGCUACUUAAGAAUGAGCUGUAUUACCUUCAAAUGUCUGGCAAAGCCUGACUUGUAUUACCAGUAUCUGUAUUGGGAGUACAGGGGAAGAACACAUCGCUAUGGCUAGGGUGGCCAGAAAGCAGAAAACUGUAGAAGUUGUGAUAGAUAUUUUUUUUUUCUGUGCAGAGUGAUGGAGAAAAUCAUAAGUGAGAUUUUCUUGUAAGCAUUCCCCUUGAUAGCUGCUGUAUCACUUCUUCCAACUUGAGCCUGUGCACAGAACUGCAGCUGACAGUACAACCUUGUCCUCCAAAUUGUCUGAAUACUCAAGUUUUGUUGUUGCAAAACAAAAUGAAUAUUCAGCCAAUUGCAAAAUGUGUUGCAUUCAGCACCAAGGCUUAGCUAGUUCAUUAUGUCAUAAUUUACAGGGUUUUCCAAAACCAUACAGUUGAGUGUCAAAAUCGGAAGUUUAAUGUUACAAGAACUUGUACAGCUUUCCAAACAGAAAUCUCUACCUGCACCUUGAGUUCUUCUUAGUCUGUAUCCAUGAUCCUUAUGAGGAAGAUGAUAAUCAAUUUUGGGCAAUAGCUUUCUACAUAUAAAUGCUGCUACACUGGUGUGGACAGAACUGUGCUAUCAACUCUUCCAGUGUAGUACUUCAGUUCACUUGAACUGUGCAUUGUGUGCAAUGGCUUUAUUUUAUGAAUGACUCCUUAUGCACUUUGUGGCCUUCUUAUGGCUUGUGACUUCUCUUCCUCUUGUCCUCUGUCAUCAACCUGUGUUCAAAACCAUGCAGUUUGUUUUUAAACAAAGCAUGUGGUUUGAUCUCUGUGUGAGCUGUGCAGAAUAGAAUAUUUUAUGCUGUAGAUCCAUAGCAUCUUUGUUGCAGUAGUUCUGUAGGCUGUAUGGAAAAGCUUGAAGCUUACAGAACAACCAGUCUGGGCUUUUCUCGUUUGCUUUCCUUUUAUUUUGACCCUUGUUGUGUUCUCCACACAGCGUCGAAGUGUUGGAGUACUUCAUGUAAUUUGUUUUACUAAUUGCUGAUACUUCUAAAAGCCACCUAGAGUAUGUGCAGCGACCUCUCAGUGGAGGUUUUGGCCGCAUUAACUUCCUUCUUGGAAAAUGUUAUCUUAAAAACAGAGAGCGUGGUCUGUGAUGUGCCCACAAAGGUGAACUUGAUUGUUUUAAAGAAGCAAGGGGAAUGUUUAAAUGUGUGCUGUAGUGGGCUUUUUCUAGUUACCUUCCCAGGAAAAAUCUGGAGUACUCAUGACUCUGACUUAAGCCUUGCUGUGAUGCUCUUGUUCAGGUACCAAGUGCAGGAACAGCUACUUACUGUAACUUUUGUUCUGUAGACGGUGGGUUACUCUUCAGGCUGUCCAGAUUAUUCAGGCAUGGCCAAAACGUAAAUUGGCGAAGACAAUAUUUAGCUUUGGAGUUAAUGAAUACAAUUAAUACUUGGAUUAGCCUAGACUUCAUGAGAGUUACUCUCCUCUGUCUACUGGAUACGUUCUCCCUUGGUUACAUGUUCAUCUCCCAUUAAUUCACUGGGUACCGUGUGUGUGCCUUGUCUGGGUGAGAACAGACCCCCUGGAGCUGUCAAGUAGAAGAUGUUGACAAGGACAAUUGAAAAUAUGGGAGGCAACAGCUAAAAAUGGACAAUCAGCUUAUUAUUCCACCUUUUUAAUGGGUGCUUAAGCAAUGUUUUAAGCUUCAGGGGUGAUCUUUUUGGCUUGCUUUACAUAACAAAACAUACAUCCAAAGUUUCCUGGGAUUUUGUUAUUUUUAAAUUGCUGGUACAUACAAAGUUACCUCUGAAACAUUUCCCAAAGAUCUUUAAAUUAUUUAUGUAGUUUUCUUGAUAUUUAUUUUAAAAAGUCAAAGGGAAUAAGAAGAUGCUACAUUCAGUGAUACCCUUAACUACAGAAGUAACUGAAAGGAGUGCAUUUAAACUUUCUUAUAACUUGAAGGGUCAUCUUGAUUCGUAUUUGAGUGUAAUGUAUUUGUCACACUUCUCUGUGCUAGAGGCGAAGGACUUGGAUGCGUGAAAAACUCUCAGUAAUUAGUUUCCACGUAUUUCCCUUGCCUAGAUGAAACUGCAAUGUUAUUGUGAGCUGUUAGCUGUGGCUCAGCAGCUGGGAAGGUUUGGAAAUGCUGUGAGGCUGCCGUUUCCUGAAGCAGUCAAAAGAUGGCACUGGAGGAUGGAUUCGUCCCGGGAGAGGGCUUCCUCUGCCCGGCUGUGUGACAGCACUGGUUGUCUCUGAGUCUCUGUGCCAGACUGGGGGGACGUGGCAAGAGUGGCCCGAGUUGGAAAGCCAUGAAAAAACAGACUUUAGUGAACACCGUCCCAUUUCACAGCCCCUGUUUUACCCAUCCAUCCCUGUAGAGCUGUGUGAAAACUGGUGAGGUGUCUGUGUUGCGGAGGCUGAGCCCAGCCUUCAAACUGACAGAUAGAUCUGCUGGUUGUCUGAAUUUCUGAUCUGCUAGCCUGUCUUGGUUUUAAGUAGGUUUACACUAUGGAUUUAUGGAGUUUUUUGAUUUAAUUAUAACUGAAACAUCAGCCAGUCCACUUGUAUAUUGACACUGCACCUCUCUAGUUCCCUGUUUACAUAAUGCACUCCAUAUAUUUCCUUUCUGAUUGAGGUGUGUGUUAAUGAGUUUCUGCUGUUCUGUUUGUUCUUAUGACAUUUGUAACAUUCCUCAGACUGUAGCAUUUUAAAAGAAUGCUUCCAGAGACAAAAGAUUGGAGAGCCUCUGUAAAUGUUGCUUCCUGUUUAAACUGUUUCAAUUUGGAAAACCAGCUGAACACUGAAGUGUGCCAGGUAAAUGUACUGCUUUUUUUCAACUUUCUGUCUGCUAAGACUCAGUUACAUAAGGUUUUUUUGGUUUUUCUGUUUAAGAGAGUCUGCCUACCCUGCAUAUGUGAACAUAAUUAUGCCCUCGGAGUCAUAGCUAAACACUCACAAAUGACAAUUUGAGAAUACUUCAGUGUUCAUGUGAGGUUUGCUAUUAUUCUUGCAUACAUGUAGCUGGCUGUAAACUAUGUGCAUUUACUCUGUAAAAGCUAACUUCUUUUGUUUGGAUUGCUUUAAACUUCAAAGCAAAUUAAAAUGAUGUGCUUCUAUUCAAAUGUUGUCUUCUGUGCUAAACUGUACACUAUUUUUAACCUUUUAUUUUUUUUGUUAUUGAUACACCAGUGCCUGGACAGUUGAGAUUAAAAAUGAGCAAUUCAUUAGGA
Molecule: messenger RNA, 5243 nt
Organism: Calidris pugnax (ruff)
Lineage: Eukaryota; Metazoa; Chordata; Aves; Charadriiformes; Scolopacidae
Gene: SLC25A36
Product: solute carrier family 25 (pyrimidine nucleotide carrier), member 36
Exons: 7
Coding region: 145-1086 (313 amino acids)
Biological process (GO): pyrimidine nucleotide import into mitochondrion
Cellular component (GO): mitochondrion
Molecular function (GO): pyrimidine nucleotide transmembrane transporter activity
Source: RefSeq, a predicted model, not a curated record